AUGUCUUCUGGCAUAAAAAUGCUUAUGGGUCACAACAGUGAUCCAAAGGUUUCGUCACUUCAUCGUCCUAAAAACCUUGAUGAAAUAUCCUCUCAAUCCACAACGGUUCAGAUUUUGAAGAAGAAUCUUGAAACUGCAAAUCUUCCUCAUAUGCUCUUCUAUGGACCUCCUGGUACAGGUAAGACAUCUACAAUUUUGGCUAUGGCAAAACAACUUUACGGACCCAAUCUUUUCAAAUCACGUGUAUUGGAAUUAAAUGCAUCCGAUGAAAGAGGCAUUAAUAUUAUCAGAGAACGCGUUAAGGACUUUGCGAGACUUUCGGUGUCCAAUCCAACUAGACAAGACCUAGAUAACUAUCCAUGUCCUCCCUAUAAGCUCAUUAUUUUGGACGAGGCCGAUUCGAUGACAAGUGGUGCACAAUCUGCUCUUCGUAGGACAAUGGAGACUUAUUCUGCCAUUACCAGAUUCUGCUUGAUUUGUAAUUACGUCACUAGAAUCAUUGAUCCAUUAGCUUCUCGUUGUUCCAAGUUCAGAUUCAAGUCCUUAGAUGAAUCCAGUGCCUUUGAAAGACUUCGGUUCAUCUGUUCUCAAGAAAAUCUCGAUACUGACGAUGAUACUUUAAAGGAGAUCCUACAUAUCAGCGAGGGUGAUCUUCGUAGAGCGAUUAAUUACCUACAAAGUGUUAGCAAAUUGUUAUCUAAUAGCUCUAAAGAUAAUGAAGGAGACGUGGAAAUGCAAGAUCAGACUUUGAAAAGAGAACAAGUUAGAGAAAUGUUCGGUUUUAUGCCUGAUCAGCUUCUCGCAGAUUUCAUAGCCGUUCUAGAAGAGAAGAACUUUGACAAAAUCUUCAACUUUGUCCUGGAAAAAAUAGCCAAACAGGGUUAUACUGCCACCAUUCUACUCAACUCUCUUCAUGACAAGUUAUUGUUGGGUGGGAAAACCGACUCCAUCGACUUGAGCUUGAGACUUUCCAACCUUCAGAAGAACGAAAUAGCCAAAAUAUUGUUUGAUGCAGACUGCAAGUUGACUGAAGGCUGUGACGAAGACCUUCAGGUGCUUAACUGUGCUGUUAAGAUAUCGAAUCAACUUUAA
Molecule: messenger RNA, 1092 nt
Organism: Brettanomyces nanus
Lineage: Eukaryota; Fungi; Ascomycota; Pichiomycetes; Pichiales; Pichiaceae
Exons: 2
Coding region: 1-1092 (363 amino acids)
Biological process (GO): DNA repair; DNA-templated DNA replication
Cellular component (GO): nucleus; DNA replication factor C complex
Molecular function (GO): DNA binding; DNA clamp loader activity; ATP hydrolysis activity
Source: RefSeq, a predicted model, not a curated record